This is a messenger RNA of Aricia agestis (brown argus), 1993 nucleotides long. RefSeq names its product 2-acylglycerol O-acyltransferase 2-A-like. Lineage: Eukaryota; Metazoa; Arthropoda; Insecta; Lepidoptera; Lycaenidae. Gene Ontology annotation, molecular function: diacylglycerol O-acyltransferase activity. Bases 158 to 1684 code for a protein of 508 amino acids. Gene Ontology annotation, biological process: triglyceride biosynthetic process. The record is from RefSeq and is a predicted model, not a curated record. The transcript has 6 exons. Gene Ontology annotation, cellular component: endoplasmic reticulum membrane.
UUCGUUUGUUUCGAAAGUUUGAACUUUUAUCAAACUUUGAUAUUUGGUAAUUAUUUUCGAUGUGUUUUCACUUUUCGAUGAUAUAAUACGAGGAAAAUAUAAAAUUUACUGAACAUUAUAAAUCACUAAAAGCCUUAACGUGACAGAAUUAUUUGAAAUGGAUGUUAGUACAGAAACUGUUUCCAACGAAAGUCGAAUCUGCCAGGAAAAAAUAAUUUUAGAAGUUAUCAAAGAACUGUGCCGUGAUAAAAACAAACUGUCUUCUAAUUUAAAGGAAAAAGUGUUAAACAUAGUCGCCGACACAGAUCUAUCACAUCAUUCGAGUUUACACAAACUAAGUACUACUGAUGAUGGUACUUCUACAUUACUGGGUCUUAUAAACGUUUCCUCUACUGAACUAACAUUUGAAGAGCAGGCUGAACUGAAUCAGGCAAUUAUACAGAAGAUUCAAUCUAAAAUUCCAUUGUUUUCGACAGAGUUGGAAAAUAUUAAUAAAAACAUUAUUAGUCAACAACAUACACACAAAGACACCAUACAGAAACUACAGGAAAGUGUUGAUGACAAGCUCAACGCAUUAAAAGAACAGGAACAUGAGAAAAUAGAUCUCAUGGCACAGUGGCUUAAUCACAGACUUCAUGAUGUAGCCAAGUUCAGUUCCAGUAUGAGUGAACUCGGCAUAAAAUGGGCUCCCCUGGACCUACCGAUGCAGCGCCGCCUCCAGACCCUAGGGGCUCUCGCCUGGGUCAUCAUCACCCUGUGCGGUGAACCGCUUUGUAUACUCGCCUUCUUCAAGCUCAUAUACUCGGCGUACUGGUGGCUGGGUAUCCUGUAUGCCGUGUGGAUGAUAAACGACAUAGAAGUAUGCCAUAGGGGCGGAAGGAAAAUCGAAUGGGUCAGGAAUUGGAAGCUAUGGAGCUACUACGCCGACUAUUUUCCAAUCCAGCUGCGGAAAACAUCAGAAUUGGAUCCAGACAAGAAUUACCUACUAGCAGUGUUUCCUCACGGAGUCGUCAGCUCUGGUAUCAUGGGCGCCUUCGCCUCCAACAGUCGGCACGUGAAUAAGAUCUUCCCGGGAAUGUCUUUCAAUUUCAUCACCCUGGCUGGUCACUUUUCGGUGCCAUUUUUCAGGGAUUUCAUCCUCAGUCUGGGUGGAUGCUCCUCCUCUCAAGAAAGUCUGCUUUAUUUGCUGGAUAAGAAGAAGAGGAAAGGCAAUGGAGUUAUACUUAUGGUGGGUGGAGCGGCAGAAGCCUUAAAUUCACAUCCGGGAGAAUAUACAGUGGUGUUGAAGAGACGAAAAGGUUUUAUUCGCGUCGCUAUGAAGUCUGGGGCUCCACUCGUGCCUGUAUUUUCAUUCGGCGAACCUGAUGUGUACCGACCUCUGGAUAAUCCUCAAGACAGCUGGACGAGGAAAAUACAGGAGAAGGUCCGAGAAAUUACUGGAAUCUCCCCCAUAUUCCUCAUAGGGAGAGGAAUAUUCCAGUACUCUUUCGGGAUCCUGCCUAUGAGGGCUCCUAUUAAUGUUGUCGUUGGCGCCCCUAUGGAAGUAGAGAGGAAUCUCGAUCCGACCGACGAAGAGGUAAACGCCGUGCAUGCGCAAUUCACAGAGAAGUUGAUACAGCUGUUCGAGAGUGAGAAAUCCAAGUACUUACAGAAUCAUGAAAACACCGAGCUUAUUAUAACGUAGAAAUUCAAGGUACUUACAGUUUCUUUAUAUUAGAAAAAGUUAGUAGAUAUCUUGAAAGGUAGCUAACAUGGGCGUACCGAGGGGGGGGGGGGGGGGGCAGCAGCCCCCCUUGGAUCAUGUUGACGACUACAUCUAGUACUUUUAUUGAAAAUCUAGUAAGUACUUUCAUAGAAAAAAUACCUACUGCUUUCAUAGAAAAGUAAUAAAAGAUAUGAACGAUUCUUUCACAGAAGACGUAAUAAAUCGAUUUGCCGAAGACCCUCGAAAAUUACUUUUAAAAUAGACAAUGUAUAAAUAAACUAUAUAAAA